This is a messenger RNA of Paramecium tetraurelia, 468 nucleotides long. RefSeq lists its product as uncharacterized. The transcript has a single exon. Lineage: Eukaryota; Ciliophora; Oligohymenophorea; Peniculida; Parameciidae. The record is from RefSeq and is a predicted model, not a curated record.
AUGAGUUUUCCAAAUUAGGAUUAUUUGGCCAUGAUCAAAAACAAAUAGCAGCAAUAAUAAUAGUAGUCCCCUUUAUAGCAAUAGUUCUGUUAUCCUAUGAUGUAAAUUAUUGAUAGGAUUUAAAGGUCACCUCAACCCUGGAAUUAUUGGAUGAUGUAACAACAAUUCCAGUAAAUGCCUUAGAUGUAGAUAUCUCCAAUGUUGUCCCAAUAGCAAAUGAUGUCUCCAAUUUCACCUUUGAAUGUAUCAAUGAUACCUCCUCAAUUUUUGUUGCAACCCUAGUAAAAUCCAAGCAGGUUAUCCACAUCUCAAUCUCAACCACUCCAAAAUAAGCAAUAUGUGGAAGUCAAUGGCACCAAAGUGAAAAUGAAUAUGAAAUUGAUCAAGGAUGAUGACGACAUGUUGGAUUAUGAUGAAAUCAAAAGACAAAAACAAAAAAAAGUCAAUUCGACAAAUAAAAGGAAAUGA